AGUUCUUUUUCUCCUCUUCUAUUGAAAGUCAGAGUUGGCCGUGACGCGCGGCCCAAGGGAAGAGAGUACGCACAUCUCCGCACAAUGCUGCAAGCAUCCAGCCUUCUGCCGUGUGGGAAUCAUCACUCUUUUUAAGAGACACUAACACUCUGAUUUUUGGUUUGGUUUUUCUACCUCCUCUUCUUCUUCCUCAUCGGUGAAUGCGGUGCAAAGGCGGCGGAGACCUCCGGAUCACGCAAUGUUGGGAUGGACGGCGCACACUAUUUUGACUCGCCCUCUCCAAGCGGACUAUGAGGUCCCCCCUCCGAGUGAAACUUUGUCGGAUUGCGCCGCCGUCGUCGCCGUCUUUCGGGGAGACACACUCGAGUGGGAAUCGCUGAGCAGCGCGCAGUCCCCGCAACAUGGCCUCGGCUGCUAGUGCGCCCCCCGAGCCGGGGACAGGAGAGUCCGGCCGGCCGAGGCUAACGCGGAGGACCCAGAGGAGCUCCAGCCGCGACCUGCCGCCGCAUCCUCCGCCGCAGCCGCCGGAUUUGGACUACCUGCAGCGGCCGAGCUACUGCGACGCGGGCUUCGCUUUGGAACAGAUCUCCCAGGGGAAAGCAACCGGGAGGAAAGCGCCGCUGUGGCUGAGAGCAAAGUUCCAGAGACUUUUAUUCAGGCUGGGCUGUUAUAUACAAAAGAACUGUGGAAAGUUUUUAGUGGUGGGCCUCAUGAUUUUCGGAGCUUUCGCGGUGGGCUUACGAGCGGCUAAUUUGGAGACGGACGUGGAGAAACUUUGGGUGGAAGUGGGCGGGCGUGUGAACCAGGAACUCAAGUACACGCGGCAGAAGAUCGGCGAGGAGGCCAUGUUUAACCCGCAGCUCAUGAUCCAGACACCGCGGGAGGAGGGAGCCAGCGUUUUGACGGUGAACGCACUGUUGCAGCACCUGGAGUCAGCCAUGCGAGCCAGUAGAGUUCAUGUCUACCUUUAUAACCGACAAUGGAAAUUAGAACACUUGUGCUACAAAUCAGGAGAACUAGUCACGGAAACACAUUUCAUGGAUCAGAUCAUAGAAAAGCUUCAUCCUUGUCUCAUCAUCACACCUCUUGACUGUUUCUGGGAGGGGGCCAAGCUUCAUUCUGGGAUGGUCUAUCUUCCAGGUAAAGACCCUCUGCAGUGGACCAACUUUGACCCCAAGGAGUUUCUUGACGACUUACGACGGGACCACUUCCCGGUGGACACCUUUGAGGAGAUGCUGGAAAAAGCCAACGUUGGACACGGCUACAUGGAUCGCCCCUGUCUGAACCCCGCCGACCCUGACUGCCCCCUCUCUGCACCCAACAAGAACUCCACCAAGGCGUUAGAUGUGGCGUGGACCCUGAGCGGCGGCUGCUAUGGGCUGUCCAGGAAGUACAUGCACUGGCAGGAGGAACUGAUUGUAGGCGGGACCACCAAGAACGGCAGCGGACCCCUGCUCAGCGCCCAGGCCUUACAGACUAUGUUCCAACUGAUGACUCCCAAGCAGAUGUUUGAGCACUUUCGGGGCUACGAGGAGGUUUCCCACAUCAACUGGAAUGAGGAGAAGGCUGCAGCCAUACUGGAAGCAUGGCAGAGGAGAUAUUCAGAGGCUGUGUUGCAGAGUGUGGCGGCCAACUCAUCCCAGAAGGUCUUGUCUUUCACCACCACCACACUGGAGGACAUCCUGAAGUCCUUCUCGGAUAUUAGCGUCAUCCGUGUGGCCAGCGGUUACUUACUGAUGCUGGCCUACGCAUGUCUGACCAUGCUGCGGUGGGACUGUGCCAAAUCUCAGGGGGCUGUAGGGUUGGCGGGUGUCCUGCUGGUGACAUUGUCAGUGGCGGCAGGUUUGGGACUCUGCUCUCUCUUGGGCAUUUCCUUUAAUGCAGCCACUACGCAGGUCCUGCCAUUUUUGGCUCUGGGUGUCGGCGUGGACGAUGUCUUCCUCCUCGCGCAUGCCUUUAGCGAGACGGGACAGAACAAGAGGAUCCCUUUCGAGGACCGCACGGGCGAGUGUUUGAAGAGGACCGGGGCCAGCGUGGCACUCACUUCCAUCAGCAACGUCACUGCGUUCUUCAUGGCGGCCCUCAUUCCCAUCCCUGCACUGCGAGCCUUCUCUCUGCAGGCUGCAGUGGUUGUGGUGUUUAACUUCGCCAUGGUGCUGCUCAUCUUUCCCGCUAUCCUUAGCAUGGAUCUUUACCGACGAGAAGACAGGCGCUUCGACAUUUUCUGUUGCUUCUACAGCCCAUGCGCCAACCGUGUGAUCCAGAUCGAGCCUCAGGCGUACCUGGAUGGAUCAGACGGGAGUCACUACAGCCCCCCACCGUCCUACUGCACAGCCCCGCCCUCAUACUGCACACCUCCCCCCGGCUACAGCAGCCCGCCGCCCUCCUACAGCAGCCACGGCUUUUCCCAGCAGACCCAGAUCACCAUGCAGUCCACCGUUCAGCUCAGGACCGAGUACGACCCCCGCACGCAGGCUUUCUACACCACAGCAGAGCCUAGGUCGCAGAUCUCCGUGCAGCCCAUCAACCCGCCUCGUAGCAGGAGCAACCCUCAUAAUGACUAUUACAGCAACAACAACAAUAAUAAUAACAAUAACAGCGGCAGGCGGAGUCAUGUUGCUUCUCGUUAUCAUCAUUAUCAUCCCGGGGCUGCACCACAGGAUUCUGCUUCAGGAAAUAACCAGAUCCCAGAGAACAACAGCUCCACACGGGACCUGAUCUCUCAAUUCGGGGAGGCCUCGCUGGGCAUAAGAUGCAUAGAGCCUCCCUGCACCCGCUGGACUCUGGCUUCUUUUGCUGAGAAGUACUACGCUCCGUUCCUUCUGCAGUCCACCACUAAGGUGGUGGUGAUCGCGCUCUUCCUCUGCUUGCUGGGAGUCAGCCUGUACGGGACCACCCAAGUGAGGGACGGCCUGGAGCUGACGGACAUCGUGCCCCGAGAAACCAGCGAAUACGAUUUCAUCGGCGCCCAGUUCAAGUUCUUCUCCUUCUACAACAUGUACGUGGUGACGCAGCGAGCCGAUUAUGCUCAGAAGCAGCCUCUGCUGCACCAGCUGCACCAGAGGUUCCGCACUAUUCGCUACGUGCUCAAGGAGGACAACGGACAGCUCCCUCCCAUGUGGCUUCACUACUUCAGGGACUGGCUGCUCGGUCUGCAGCAGGCAUUCGACAAGGACUGGGAGGCCGGUCGCAUCACUCUCAACAGCUACAAGAAUGGCUCUGACGAUGGAGUCCUGGCUUAUAAGCUUCUAGUGCAGACAGGACGUAGAGACAAGCCCAUAAACUUCAACCUGCUGACCCGCCAGAGACUUGUAGAUGCAGACGGUAUCAUCAACCCUGGAGCGUUCUACAUUUACCUGACCGCCUGGGUCAGCAAUGACCCAGUGGCGUACGCCGCGUCACAGGCCAACAUCCGCCCGCACCCUCCCGAGUGGCUCCAUGACCGCACCGACUCCAUGCCCGAAACGCGCCUCAGCAUCCCGGCCUCCGAGCCCAUCGAAUACGCACAGUUCCCCUUCUACCUCAACGGACUCCGAGAGACGCCGCAGUUUGUGGAGGCCAUCGAAAGCGUGCGAGCCAUCUGCAGCAACUACAGCCGCCAAGGCCUACCCUCCUACCCCAAUGGCUACCCGUUCCUCUUCUGGGAACAGUACGUCAGUCUGCGCCACUGGCUCCUGCUGUCCAUCAGCGUGGUGCUGGCCUGCACCUUUCUGGUCUGUGCCCUCUUCCUGCUCAACCCGUGGACGGCCGGCAUCAUUGUGCUGGUUCUGUCUCUCAUGACAGUGGAGCUGUUUGGCUUCAUGGGCUUGAUGGGAAUCAAGCUGAGCGCCGUCCCCGUGGUCAUCCUCAUCGCCUCUGUGGGCAUCGGGGUGGAGUUCACCGUCCAUGUGGCGCUGGCCUUCCUGACAGCCAUAGGGGACCGUCACAAGCGGGCAGUGCUGGCACUAGAGCACAUGUUUGCGCCGGUGCUUGACGGUGCCUUCUCCACGUUGUUAGGCGUUCUGAUGCUGGCGGGCUCGGAGUUCGACUUCAUCGUCAGGUAUUUCUUUGCAGUAUUGGCCAUCCUAACAGUUCUGGGGGUUCUGAACGGGUUGGUCCUUCUUCCAGUGUUGCUGUCCUACUUUGGGCCCUAUCCUGAGGUGUCUCCAGUCGAUGGUCGCAGCAGGUUACCCACCCCUGACUCCCCGUCCCACAUGGUCCACUUCUCAGUCCGCCCUCAUCCCACAGCGUCAGCCUCAACCACCUCGGGCGCGGCCUCGGACUCCUCAGAUUCCGAGUACAGCUCCAACAGCAGCGCAUCGGGCGUCAGCCAGGAGCUGCAGAGCUACAACAUGCCCUCUCACAGAGGACAAGCCGGAAUGCCACAGCAGCAAUACCACCUGCACACCACCAGGGGCAGGACAGAGGAGGACAGGAGGGCAGGAUCGGGGCACAGGCGGUCAGCCAGGCAGCCCGACCCCCCAUCUUGUAGAGUGUCCUCGUCUCAGGGUUGUAAUGCCGGGCCACCGCCCAGCACCACUCAACGUAACAGGGACCCCAAGGGCCAGCCACCCCGGCACGCCCAGCCUCCACCCCGGCCACGCACAGAUGCUUUUGAAACCUCGACCGAUCCCGACAGCCACUUUGCGGCUCACGGCCACAGGGAACACUUGGCGGGCCACCGGGGGCGUGCCCCCACUCACCACCACCCCAUCCCUUAUGGCCAGCCCAUCACCACAGUGACGGCGUCGGCUUCCGUCACCGUCGCCGUCCACUCCGCCGGCUCCUCUUACCCGGGAUACACUGCAACGGACAGUUUCUGCCAGGAGGAGCCCUCCUUCCAGGACCCACAUGUGCCUGUGGACCCCCACACAGGUGAAACCAAGGUGGAGGCCAUGGAGCUCCAGGAUCUGGAGUUUGAGGAAGCUGAAAGCAACAUAGGCAGGCGGGCCAGCUGAGUGGUGCUGUGUGUGCGUGUCAUGGCCAAAGAUGGAAUUUCUUCUUUUGUAAAGCUAAGCCUGGCACAGCUUCUGGUCCUCAUCAGCCUCCAGUGUUCCUGUCAUGGUGCUCAUUGUUGCUGUAGCCCGGUUGUCUCUUGUCUUAAAUAUAUGUUUGUCUAUAUUUAAAAACUUGUAUACAUAUGCACAUAUGAACAAAAACAAAGUAGCUAUAACAGACGGGGGCUGCCAUUUUUCAUGGCGUGUGUCUAAGUGAGAGUGAGAGAUGUUCAUUUACUGUUCACUCAUCUGAAUCUGUGCCCAUUAGAAAGGUCCAUUUGAACAAAAUAUGUCACUGCUCAUAUGUCAAUAUGUUGACAUCAUUGUACAAUUUGAACUAUGCAAAUGUAGGAAAGAGAGAGAGUGUGUGUGUGUGUGUGUGUGUGUGAGGGUAUAAAGUGACACAGUGUAAUGGAACAUAUUAGGGAUGGGCACUAUUGGCGGUGGGGGAAUGAUUUCACUCCAUUUAAAAAAAAAAAUCUCAUUCAAUCAUGGUGUUCUGAACUCCUAUUUCCGUGCCAGGGCGGAAUAAUGUUGCUUUGCCCAUGUGUGCAUUUAACUCAACAAGCCCAACGUCAAAUAGGUUUUUCUGGACUAAUUUCAGCGCAGUUUUGGUUAAUAUGUAUUUGUACAGUUUUCAUUCAUUCAUUUUCUACCGCUUUUCCUCACAAGGGUUGCGGUGGGUGCUGGAGCCUAUCCCAGCUGUCUUCGGGCGAAAGGCGGGGUACACCCUGGACUGGUUGCCAGCCAAUCACAGGGCACAUAUAGAUAAACAACCAUUCACACUCACAUUCAUACCUAUGGACAAUUUGGAGUCGCCAAUUAACCUAGCAUGUUUUUGGAAUGUGGGAGGAAACCGGAGUAUGCAAACUCCACACAGAGAUGGCUGAGGGUGGAAUUGAAAUUGGAACCCUGGUCUCCUAGCUGUGAGGUCUGCACGCUAACCACUCGACCGCCGUGCAGCCCUUGUACAGCUUUUUAUACAUAGAAUUUUAUUUGUAUAAAAUAUAACUUCCGUUCCUGCGUACCACUAGAUAGAGCCCAAAUAACUUGCAGCAAAUAAAUACAAUUAUUUUGCUUUGUGAAUUUAAUACAUAUUUUAUUUAUAUAUUUUGUAUAUUUCAAGUAUAGUUUUUAAAAAAUCCCUUUGCAAAAUUAUGUAUCUCAAUACUUUAGACCGGGGUGUACAAAGUGCAGCCUGGAGGCCAUUUGCAACCUGCAGCUUGUUUUGUUUAUUAGCCAUUGUAAAAAUAAAGUUUAAAUAAAUAAAAAUGCAAAAUGUAAAGCAAAUUACUAUAAAAUAAAAUAAUAAUAUAAUAAUGAAUAAUAAUAUAAUAUAUAAUAUAAUAAUAAAAAUAAAAUACAUAAAAAUAUUGAAGCGGUCCCUCGCAUCCUUUGAUUUUCAGUAUAAAAAGUAUGGACACGCCUCAACAGCGCCCCUGCUGGUCUCAGCCAAGUACUGAACUCCUCCAUUCCUUCAAUUCCAUCCCAUUCAUAACAAAUGAUGAACCCAUCCGUGUGCCCAUCCCUAGAUCAUAAACCCGAACCUUCCCGGCCUCACUUUUACGCUCAUUUAAAACGAUGACAGACAUUGUUAAUUUAAGUGUGUGCAUGUGUGUGUAUAUAAAGGUGUAUGAUGAUGACUGUACAAAGGUACGCAUGUUAAAAUAUCACAAACCUGUGGUAGUUUUGUAACAAUAACUGUUUUAACUCGACAUGCUAUGCGUGCUAUUUAAGACAAGCAGAUACAGUAUGAAGAUUUUUUCAUUUUCUUUGUCUUUUUUUUUUUUUAAUUAAGCUGUUUGUUUUGAAAGUCACUGCCUCAGCAUCGGCACCUGUUAGUGCACUCAGCUUUAUAUCAGCGUGUUAGUAUUUCUUGUUCUGUAUUAUUUAACCAUAGCAGGGUAAAAAAAAAACAAAAAACAACUGGUUUUGUCCACCUCAGAAACUUCUGGAACAGGGUCCACGUGUGGCUCUGCAUCUAGCGGAUAAGCUAACCACAUACUGUACAAGUGGACGCAAUAUGGCACUUGACUUCAACUCACCGGAACGUCGCUCCCCUCCCCUCACGUAGCUCUUGUUUUUUCUCGUUCUCGCCAACCGAUAAGCUCGCUAACACCCACAUAGCCUGCUAAUGGCUAAAAUGCUACAUACGUAUCCAUACCGUUCUCCAUCUUGGUUCGUGUCAUUAGUGAAGUAAAAGUAUAAAACAAGCUUCAGCUGCCCGCCACGCUAAUUCGCCAUGUUAGCGCUAUGAUGCUAACAGGAUACACGCUUCCUUCAAUGCCAAAUGACAUAGCCCUUCACUUCCUGUUUAAUCUGCAUCACUUCCUGUCCAUGAGCUGCUUGGAUGAAAUAGGGUGUUUUUUUGUUUGUUUUGUUUUAUUUUCUCCACUUGUCAUAUUGGCAUUAGUGGAGGGAAUCCUAGCUGGCAACUAUUUCAUUCAAUUUUUUAUAUAUUUUUUGUUUUCAACACUCAAUUGCGAUAUUUAUAUUUUUGUAAUAUAAGGUGUUUUUUGUCAUUAUUGUUGUGAUGCCAGUGGAUAACAAAUGCAGGGAUUUUUAUUGAAAAAAAACACUAUUACAGUUAAAGUUUUGACAUUAAUGGAGUUUUGAUCUGUAUAAAGUGCUUACUAAUGUUAAAUAGGAGAGAAGAUUAUAUAACAUUUUACACUACAGGUCUCAUCAUAGCUCUUAGAGAAUUGUUUAAAUAGAAAAUGAAAAAAAAAAACAGAUCAGUGAUUCUUCCAGUCGGUUGGCAUGGAUGUAUGCUGUUUUUCAUUUACAAAGAUAAAUGUAUGCCAUAUAAUUUAUUUAUAUGAAAAUUUAUUUUUGUAGUGUACAUAGUAGUUGUCAAGACUGUUUGACAGAAGUAUAUUUUAAAGAGUUUAUAUGUAAUGAUAUUACAGUGCCAUAACGGGAAAGGAGAAUUGUUUUUUUGUUUUGUUUUUUUAAAGGUGCACACUUGUGAUUUGAAACCGUCUUGUGAGACAACGUCAACACCUCCCCUUCAGUAUUACACAGCUGUUUGUGUGGCCAUCAAACAUUGUACGAGCUCGCAAAAAUAUUCAUGUUCAAACACUGAUAGAAUUCUAACAAAUAAUAAAAAAUAUAACUUA
Molecule: messenger RNA, 8095 nt
Organism: Doryrhamphus excisus (bluestripe pipefish)
Lineage: Eukaryota; Metazoa; Chordata; Actinopteri; Syngnathiformes; Syngnathidae
Gene: ptch1
Product: patched 1
Biological process (GO): negative regulation of smoothened signaling pathway
Cellular component (GO): plasma membrane
Molecular function (GO): hedgehog family protein binding; smoothened binding; hedgehog receptor activity
Source: RefSeq, a predicted model, not a curated record